This is a messenger RNA of Saccharomyces kudriavzevii IFO 1802, 2751 nucleotides long. RefSeq names its product snoRNA-binding rRNA-processing protein PWP2 (gene PWP2). Gene Ontology annotation, molecular function: protein binding. The transcript has a single exon. Gene Ontology annotation, cellular component: small-subunit processome; Pwp2p-containing subcomplex of 90S preribosome. Gene Ontology annotation, biological process: ribosomal small subunit assembly; maturation of SSU-rRNA from tricistronic rRNA transcript (SSU-rRNA, 5.8S rRNA, LSU-rRNA). The record is from RefSeq and is a predicted model, not a curated record. Lineage: Eukaryota; Fungi; Ascomycota; Saccharomycetes; Saccharomycetales; Saccharomycetaceae. The coding region runs from base 1 to 2751 and encodes 916 amino acids.
AUGAGAUCCGAUUUCAAGUUUUCGAACCUUUUGGGUACAGUCUACCGUCAAGGUAACAUAAUCUUUUCCGAUGACGGCAAGCAACUGCUCUCGCCCGUGGGGAAUAGGGUCAGCGUGUUUGACUUGAUCAACAAUAAAUCGUUCACGUUUGAGUACGAGCACCGCAAGAACAUUGCCGCGAUUGAUCUGAACAAGCAGGGCACGCUGCUGAUCUCCAUUGACGAGGACGGCCGUGCCAUCCUCGUCAAUUUCAAAGCCCGCAACGUGCUUCAUCAUUUCAACUUCAAGGAAAAAUGCAGCGCAGUGAAGUUCAGCCCCGAUGGGAAACUCUUCGCAUUGGCCGCAGGCAGGUUCUUGCAGAUCUGGAAGACUCCGGACGCCAACAAGGACAGACAAUUCGCUCCCUUUGUCCGCUACAGGGUGCACGCGGGACACUUCCAAGACAUAACCUCUUUGACGUGGUCCCAGGACUCCAGGUUUGUUCUCACCACUUCCAAAGAUCUAAGUACAAAGAUAUGGUCCGUGAACUCGGACGAGAAGGAUCUUGCGGCAACGACGUUCAACGGCCACAGAGACUACGUUAUGGGCGCCUUCUUUAGCCAUGACCAGGAAAAAAUCUACACUGUCAGCAAAGACGGUGCUGUCUUUGUCUGGGAAUUUACCAGGAGGCCCACCGACGACGACAAUGAGGAGGAAGAAGAGGAGGUGGACAUCUCGAAAUACAGUUGGAGAAUUACAAAAAAACAUUUUUUCUACGCAAACCAAUCCAAAGUGAAAUGCGUCACAUUCCACCCAGCAACAAGACUAUUAGCGGUCGGGUUUACCAGUGGGGAAUUCCGUCUCUACGAUUUGCCCGAUUUCACUUUAAUUCAACAGCUUUCUAUGGGGCAAAACCCAGUCAACACCGUCAGUGUGAACAGCACCGGUGAAUGGCUGGCGUUCGGCUCCAGCAAACUGGGCCAACUGCUAGUGUACGAAUGGCAAUCAGAAUCAUACAUCCUGAAGCAACAGGGCCAUUUCGAUUCUACAAACUGUCUAGCAUACUCUCCGGACGGUUCACGGGUCGUGACGGCGUCCGAUGACGGGAAGAUUAAGGUCUGGGACAUCACAUCAGGGUUCUGUCUGGCCACUUUCGAAGAACACACCUCCUCAGUGACCGCGGUACAGUUUGCCAAGAGGGGUCAAGUCAUGUUUUCAUCGUCCUUGGAUGGUACCGUGAGGGCCUGGGAUUUAAUCAGAUAUCGUAAUUUUAGGACUUUCACCGGUACUGAAAGAAUUCAGUUUAACUGUUUGGCAGUGGACCCAUCAGGUGAGGUCGUUUGUGCUGGGUCCCUGGAUAAUUUUGACAUCCACGUUUGGUCCGUGCAAACCGGUCAACUACUGGAUGCCCUGUCGGGCCACGAGGGCCCCGUAUCGUGUCUUUCCUUCAGUCAAGAGAACAGUGUUUUGGCGUCUGCGUCCUGGGAUAAAACGAUCAGAAUCUGGUCGAUAUUCGGUAGAAGCCAGCAAGUGGAACCUUUGGAAGUAUAUUCAGAUGUCUUGGCGCUCUCAAUGAGGCCGGAUGGGAAAGAAGUGGCAGUGUCCACUUUGAAAGGACAAAUUUCCAUCUUCAACAUCGAAGACGCCAAACAAGUGGGUAAUAUUGAUUGUAGAAAGGAUAUUAUAUCCGGUAGAUUCAAUGAAGAUAGAUUCACAGCCAAAAAUUCCGAAAGAUCCAAAUUUUUCACCACGAUCCACUACAGCUUUGACGGAAUGGCCAUUGUGGCUGGUGGUAAUAAUAACUCCAUCUGUUUGUAUGACGUUCCAAAUGAAGUAUUAUUGAAAAGAUUCAUUGUAUCCAGAAAUAUGGCAUUGAACGGUACUUUAGAGUUUUUGAACAGUAAAAAAAUGACUGAAGCAGGUUCAUUGGAUUUGAUCGACGAUGCAGGCGAAAAUUCAGAUUUAGAGGAUCGUAUUGAUAAUUCCUUACCAGGUUCUCGAAGAGGGGGUGAUCUAUCAACCAGAAAGAUGAGGCCCGAGGUCAGAGUUACUUCGGUUCAGUUUUCUCCAACAGCAAAUGCGUUUGCCGCGGCUUCUACGGAAGGUUUGCUAGUAUAUUCAAUCAAUGACGUGAUAUUAUUUGAUCCAUUUGACCUGGAUGUGGAUGUCACCCCUCAUGCCACAAUAGAGGCACUACGAGAAAAACAGUAUUUAAAUGCUAUGGUAAUGGCAUUCAGACUGAAUGAAGAAUAUUUGAUCAACAAAGUUUAUGAAUCCAUACCUGUCAAGGAAAUAUCAUUGGUCGCAAGCAACAUUCCCGUGGUAUAUUUACCAAGAAUCCUAAAAUUCAUCGGCGAUUUUGCUAUCGAGUCUCAACACAUCGAGUUUAACCUAAUUUGGAUUAAAAACUUGUUAUCCGCAAGUGGUGGCUACAUAAACGAACAUAAAUAUCUUUUCUCCACGGCUAUGAGAUCGAUACAGAGAUUUAUUGUAAGAGUGGCUAAGGAUGUGGUCAACACCGCAACUGAUAAUAAAUACGCUUACAGGUUUCUGGUCUCAACUGACGGGUCCAUGGAAGAUGGCGGUGCUGAUGAAGAUGACCAGGCCCUGCUGGAGGAUGCCGUAGAGGAAGAUAAAGAGGAAGACGACGUGGCCAUGGAAUCUGAUGAGGAAGAAGGAUGGAUUGGUUUCAACGGAAAGGACAACAAAUUGCCUUUGCCCAACGAAAGCGAUUCCAGUGAUGAAGAGCAAGAUGAAGAAGAGCUCUCUUAA